AUGGCAGGAAGAAUCUCAAGCAUAAUGUUGAAAAAUGAUAUAGAGGGCGAGCUUGCAGAGAGCAUGCAGUCAUACAAAACAGAAACGGUAGAUAAGCAGGCCCUGCAAAGAACUACGAGCGUGAAGCCAGAACCAGAUAUCACAGUUCCGCCUCAUUCCCGGUUUUCUCGUUCUUUCAAGACGGUGUUAAUAGCGCAGUGCGCCUUCACUGGCUUUUUCUCUACUAUAGCCGGUGCCAUCUACUAUCCCGUCCUGAGUGUUAUAGAAGGAGAAUUCGACAUUGACGAGCAGUUGGUAAACAUCACUGUUGUAGUAUAUUUUGUAUUUCAGGGUCUCGCUCCCACAUUCAUGGGCGGGUUUGCAGAUUCGCUGGGAAGGAGGCCUGUGGUACUUGCUGCAAUCAUCAUUUAUUUCGGUGCCUGCAUCGGUCUUGCUUGUGCUCAAACAUAUGCUCAAAUAAUUGUACUACGGUGCUUGCAAGCCGCAGGUAUUUCACCUGUGAUCGCGAUCAACAGCGGCAUUAUGGGUGAUAUUACCACAAGAGCCGAGCGCGGCGGGUAUGUUGGAUAUGCAGCUGGGUUUCAAGUGCUUGGUUCUGCAUUCGGGGCGCUUAUCGGUGCUGGCUUAUCCUUUCGAUGGGGAUGGCGAGCAAUCUUUUGGUUCUUAGCAAUUGGCUCUGGCAUUUGCUUCCUGGCAUCUUUCUUGAUAUUACCAGAAACAAAGAGAAACAUAUCAGGAAACGGUUCUGUGACACCAAGAUCAUACUUGAAUAGGGCCCCGAUUCUUGCUUUAUCGACAGUGAGAAAAUCAUUGCGUUUGGAUAAUCCAGAUUACGAUACUUUGGAACAACCUAACCGGUUCAAUUUACUGGCACCGUUUGAAAUUUUGAGAGCUUAUGAGAUUUGUAUACUUAUGCUGGUCGCUGGGUUACAAUUUGCCAUGUAUACCACCCAUCUUACAGCGUUAUCCACUGCUUUAAGCAAAGAAUAUCACUUAAGCGUUGCGAAGGUAGGUCUAUGCUAUCUUCCCUCAGGUAUUUGCACCUUAUGUAGUAUUAUAAUUGCUGGCAGGUAUUUGAACUGGAACUAUAGAGGUAGAUUAAAAAACUACCAGAACUGGUUGGACAAGAAGAGGUCGAAGCUUUUAGAAGAACACGAAAACGACCCUGUCAUAGUGCAGACUAUCAUCGAUAAUGACCCCCAAUACACUUUCAAUAUCUUUAAAGCGAGAUUGCAACCUGCAUUCGUUACCUUAAUCUUAAGUAGUAGUGGAUUUUGCGCGUACGGUUGGUGUAUCACCGUCAAAGCUCCUUUGGCAGCAGUUCUUUGCAUGAGCGGAUUCGCGUCGCUGUUCUCCAAUUGCAUUUUAGCUUUUUCAACCACUCUUAUAGUUGACCUCUUCCCCACGAAUACAUCUACAGCUACAGGAUGUUUAAACCUAUUCAGAUGUAUCUUGUCUGCCGUUCUUAUUGCUGCAUUAAGUAAAAUGGUAGAAAAAAUGAAGUACGGUGGCGUUUUCACAUUUUUGGGGGCUUUAACCUCUUCAUCCUCGAUCCUUUUAUUUAUUCUGUUAAAACAAGGUAAAGAACUAACUUUUAAAAGGAAAAGGCAAGAAUUGGAAGUAAAACAAGAAGCCAAACUCCUUGAAACCAAGGAAAAUGCUUCUUCCGAUCACUUUACUACCGAUGAAGAACAAUUGGUAUGA
Saccharomyces mikatae IFO 1815 is the source of this 1704-nucleotide messenger RNA. Its product is annotated as MFS transporter. Gene Ontology annotation, biological process: transmembrane transport. The coding region runs from base 1 to 1704 and encodes 567 amino acids. Gene Ontology annotation, cellular component: membrane. NCBI's taxonomy places the organism in Eukaryota, Fungi, Ascomycota, Saccharomycetes, Saccharomycetales, Saccharomycetaceae. Gene Ontology annotation, molecular function: transmembrane transporter activity. The record is from RefSeq and is a predicted model, not a curated record. The transcript has a single exon.